AUGUUAGGCAAAAAAUAAAAACUUUAAAUAUUUUUUUAAUAGAAAAAAGGUAGUAAAAACUAAAAAAGUUUAGCAGAUAUUCAAAACAUGCUCUAAAAUUAGCAAAAAAUGAUCGAAACAAUAGAUAAAAAGCUUGAUAAACUUGAUAAACUUGAUCAACUUGAUAAACUUGAUAAACUUGAUAUUAUUGAUACUCUUUUAGUUUAGCAAACAGAAACUAAUAAAAAGCUCGAUAAAUUGAUCGAAAUAUUGUCAAAUGUACAUCAAAGAUAAGAGGAUCACAUUUAACAAAAUUGA
Molecule: messenger RNA, 297 nt
Organism: Tetrahymena thermophila SB210
Lineage: Eukaryota; Ciliophora; Oligohymenophorea; Hymenostomatida; Tetrahymenidae
Exons: 1
Source: RefSeq, a predicted model, not a curated record